This is a messenger RNA of Stylonychia lemnae, 1293 nucleotides long. The record is from the annotation of a GenBank genome assembly. Lineage: Eukaryota; Ciliophora; Spirotrichea; Sporadotrichida; Oxytrichidae.
AUGCUAUGGCUUAUGUAAGAACAUUUUGAAAACGGUCCAGCUAAUAUGGACUCAGCAGGCAUACGAUAACAUCAUCUAUUGGGCUUAUAAAUGCAUAAAAAGUAUUUAUUAAGAGAUGAGCCAUUUUUAAAUCAAACUAAUCUACAUAAUCAAUUAAAAGUCAUGGUUUCUGACAAAGGAAGAACAACUAUCUCUGGCUCAUCCUAUAUUUAGGCUUUCUUAGAAAACGUUAAGCAAUUAUAAAAUUUGAAACCAAGAUAGAUUAAUAGUUUGAGAUAAAUAAACAGAGGUAUGCCUAAGAUUAAGAUACACAAUAGAAUACUAGAAGAGGCUGAAAAGCUUGAAAAUAUUUUGCCAGGAAAUUUCUAGCCAAUUUACUUAUAAUCUUUCCUUUAGAGUGAAAAAGAUUAGAUAAAUCUCUUUAGCUGCAAGCUCUUGAAAGAUAUGGAAGCAUACUUGCAAACAUAUUAAUCAGAAUUCCUUUUUUGGAAGGAUGUUCAUAGACAUUUCAAAACAAUGGGCAUUUAUGAUAAAAUGGCAGAAUCAGUUGAUAUGCCUUUGAAUAAGUUCUAUGGGCUUGGAUUCCAUAAUGCCUAUUAUGUCUCAUGCGGAUUGCUGGCUAUGAGAGAUAUUCAUCCGCCUGACCAUCAUAUUCUGAGUAAAUUCAACUAUAGUGACUGGGAUCAAAUUGAACGCGUUUGGAUGACACAUUAAAUAGGAGUUUGGAACAAAUGGGUAUUUGAUGUUAAGAAUACUAGAGUAUUCAAGUUUUUAUUAAAUAAGACUGAUUCAAAGAUUGAGUGUAUAAUGUAAGAAAUCAAUAUCGAUUUAUAUCAAUAUAGGAACUCUGGAAUUGACAGUGAUCUUUGCUAAAAUCAAGAAUAGUAUUUCAUAGCUUUCUCUCAUGAUAGCGAUCUAUAACCUAUUGCCUUCCUAUUUGAUUUAGAGUAAUAAUGGGAACUUGGAGCUUAUGCAGGAAUCUUUAUUAUUGAGUUACAUUUAGAAGAGGAGAAACUGAAUAAAGGUGAUUGUGUGGAUCCAAAUGUCCUAAUUAACUCGAACCAUCUUGAGAAAUCAUCAGAUGAUUGCUUCCAUGUGAAAGUGUAUUUCAAUGAAAAGUAGUUAUUUAGUGAACUUGCGUACUGUGAUUAUAAGACAAAAAAAUGUCCAUAUAGUAAAUUCAAAAGGGACCUUAUGAGCAAAUUAAUGAUUGAUGAGAUUGAUUCUACAGAGAUCUGUUAUGAGCCAUUUACAACUGAUAGACACAGAAGGCAUAGGGUUCACUUAAUGUGA